Messenger RNA from Heterotrigona itama, 2201 nucleotides. NCBI's taxonomy places the organism in Eukaryota, Metazoa, Arthropoda, Insecta, Hymenoptera, Apidae. The record is from the annotation of a GenBank genome assembly.
AUGAAGCGGAGCCAGGCCGAGAUAAAACACACUGUAAACGGCCGGCCGGUCGGAUAUUUGGUUACAGGGAGGCGGCGGCACGUGCGCCGGAGCUCCGGGCCAGGUGGUGGAGCUCGUGCCGUUGAAGAAACAGAAGAGGCAACAGCAGCAGCAACAGCGGCAGCGGCAGCGGCGGCGGCGGCAGCAGCAGCAGCAGCAGCAGCAGCGGGGGUGGGAGGCUACGCGGACGGUCUGGACGAAGGAAGGGGAGGAUGCGAAGCGGUAGGAGCGAGCGUGUUCGAGGAGGUUAGUUGCUCACCGGUGGCGGAUGGCGAGGUCUGCUGCGGCGACAGCAGUACCACCACCAACUACAGCCACCGUCGUCAUCACCUGCAUCAUAUACAUCGUCGCUAUAGUCAUCGUCACCAGCAACAGCAACAACAACAACAACAACAACACCAGCAACUACACCAUCAACAACAACUACAGCCUCAUCGAUGUCACCAACGGAGGGACAGCGUGGCUAGCAACGAGCUCGUCGUCGACGAGGAAGCCGACGAUGAGGCUACGUGCCAGGAUCAGGCUACCGCUGCACCACCUCAUCGGGACAUCCGUCACGAGCUCCAUCACCUUCAACACCAUCACCAUCAUUUGCAUCACCAUCAUCACCACCAUCUCCACCAUCACCACCACCAUCAUCACCAUCUGCAUCAUAUCCAUCAGCGGCUGCGGGACGACAGAUCGCCGUGCGAUCGGGACGAAAGCGUCGAUCGGAUCGUCCGGACGAACAGCGAUCGUCACGCGGAUGGUACCACCGCCACCGAUAACCCUGCCACCGUCACUGCCAUGACGAGAGGAUGCUGGAUCCCGCCCUACCUCGCUACUCUACUCAUCCUCUCUUACACCCUCUUCGGUAUAGCAGACGCCUGUUCAUCACGGUCGACACCGAAACCACGGCCGCCGACGCCGACGCCUCGACCGAACAUCACAUUCCACAUGUACACGUGUCCACCGGAUUAUGCGGAAUGGUACUGCUUGAACGGUGCCACAUGUUUCACUGUCAAAAUCGUCGAUUCCCUCCUUUACAAUUGUUUCCUCCUGCACGUUCUACAACGUUCUACCGAGACCUUUUCAGAGGAACCACACACGAUCUUCGAGGCUGGAAACGCAGUCGUGAUCAAAGACCACACGCGCAUGAGAAUUCAGCCAGAGUAUUUGUUCCGCAAACGAGACUUGGCGGAAUAUUCGAAUCACGCAUUUGGGAGCAGCUUUUUCGUCGAUAACCAUCGAUCUAUCCCUGUCUACCCCCGUUCCAGGGUACUUCAGUGUACCUGUUCCGAGAUUAUUUACGUUUAAAGUAGCUACACAACUGCAACAGGAUGAUUUACGACUCGUGUAACGUUAGUGCCCAUUUGCGUCUACUCUCCUUCGAUCAUUCGGCUCCGUGUAUUUUCUUUUUUUUUUUUUUUUUUUUUUUCGAAGGUUUCUAUAAACAACAUAGAAAUUCACUUUGCGAAGGUUCGAUCAAGAUUUCGUUCGACUUGCCGGAUCGGUUCGCAAACAAUCCGCCUCGUGUGACUAGCCGUCGUUCGAAAUCGACGUCCCAUUUAGAGGGCCUCUCGAACGAUCGCUUUCCAAGAGGAAGCAGAACUAUCUCACGGUGGAAGGAUUGCGACACGGCCGUAUCACGCGUGGAAUUUCAGCGGCGAGAAGACGCUUUGGAAUAUUACGUAACGAGACACACCCUUUGUAAAUAGCAGCCAGUCGGUGUGAUCGGAACGAAAAUACCGGCUGAACGCGACCGGCUCUCUCGCGAUCGUUGUUAAAUCUUUCUCCAUACUAUUCGAGAGAAGAGGAAAAAUUCGUUCUCUCGCAGAGGAAAAAUUCAGAGUUACUUCUCGAUUGCACGACCAGGCGCAGAAGUAUUUUGAUUGACACGCUCUUGCGACAGAAGUUUCAAAAUACUUGUCAACGACGAUGCGAUCGGAAAUCAGUUGCAAUUGACAUAUGCAGAUUUUAUAUAAUUUUGAGGGUAACUCGAAUGUUUAUAUUCAAAAAAAGAUUAUGAAUUUUUAUUUCUUACUACUAUUACCGAUUCAGGCGUACAAUCUUGUCCAGAUGAAUUAACAUUCUCGUUGAUAGGAAUUUUGAAAUUUGUACAGAGGAAAUCGUUCAGAGUUAAACAGUUGGCAAUACUGUCUGCGACCUCAUCUGAAAAAUAA